This is a messenger RNA of Ostertagia ostertagi, 465 nucleotides long. The record is from the annotation of a GenBank genome assembly. NCBI's taxonomy places the organism in Eukaryota, Metazoa, Nematoda, Chromadorea, Rhabditida, Trichostrongylidae.
AUGAUAAAAAUUGGAGUGGACACAAGGCAAGCGCAGGUGAAUCGAGCGAUCGAGCAAACCAAGUCGCGACAAAUGGCUGCACCUAUUGCUCCACGAGCAUCAAGUAGACAGUCACAAAAUACACCCGGGCGAAGCGAGCUCAUUGAUGUAGGGAAAUUAAAUCAGCUGAUUAGAGCGCUGGACAAGACUUGGAUUCUUCCACGACUGGGCGCCAAGGAACCAGUCGGUAGCAAUUUUCAGUACAAAAAGACAUGCGCUUCGAUUUUUAAAGCGAGGCAUGGCGCUUGUCAGCAGCUUGGCUUUGGAGUGAUGUGCUUCAAUUAUUGUCACGAACGAGGAGAAAAGCUGUCAUUUCGUUGCCAAGAUGCCUCGGAUGCGGCCUACUGCCGACAAUCUGGCACAUUUGAGACCUUUCUAGCUAAAUACCGCAAAGACGGGUACAAGGCUAAGGCUUACAUUCAUCAG